Messenger RNA from Psilocybe cubensis, 1197 nucleotides. RefSeq lists its product as uncharacterized. Gene Ontology annotation, molecular function: monoacylglycerol lipase activity; phosphatidylcholine lysophospholipase A1 activity. The transcript has 5 exons. The record is from RefSeq and is a predicted model, not a curated record. Lineage: Eukaryota; Fungi; Basidiomycota; Agaricomycetes; Agaricales; Agrocybaceae. Gene Ontology annotation, cellular component: endoplasmic reticulum membrane. Gene Ontology annotation, biological process: phosphatidylserine catabolic process; monoacylglycerol catabolic process. The coding region runs from base 1 to 1197 and encodes 398 amino acids.
AUGACCGUCUCAAAGCAGGACGGACGAUCAACAUGGCGCUUCUACAAGCUUGCGCGUUCCGUGUUCAGUGGCUUCACACUGUUAUACCUCUUGGCUGUCUUGUUGGUUAUGACGCCAUUCAUACAGACGCAUGUCCUAUACGCGCACCAUAUAGAUUUCUGGUGGAAUAAUAAGUUUGACCAUCCAGAACACCACGGACUGGCUCCUGGCAAGACCGUGAACCUCAAGCUCCAAAGCGCGGAUAACACGACAUUGGGUGCAUGGUUCAUCUUCGCCGACUCAAUACAUCGUCAACAGCCCUUUCCUCCACCCUCCCGCACCGACUUCGCUCUUUCCGCGGCACAGAACAUCUCCGAUGCUCUACACACUCGCCCAACCAUCUUAUUCCUACACGGAAACACAGGGACGCGUGCUUUACCGCUGAGGACGGUCGUGUACACUGCACUCACGGGCAGACUAGAUGCCAAUAUUUUGGCGAUCGACUAUAGAGGAUUCGGAGACAGCCAGGGACAUCCGAGUGUUCAAGGAGUGGGGAUGGAUGCGAGGGCGGGUUGGGACUAUCUAAAAUCACAAGGCGCAAAGGAUGAGGAUGUUUUGAUUGUUGGACAUAGUCUUGGGACGGCUAUCGCAGGUCUGUUGGCUGCGGAACUUGGAAGAGAGGGUAUAAGGCCAAGAGGGACAGUUCUGAUGUCGCCGUUCUCAUCUGUGCGCACUCUGAUUGAUCAAUACUACCUAUUUGGGUUCCUGCCUCUUCUGAAACCCGUCUCAAUGAUACCAUUAGCUCCUCGCUUGGUUACAUGGUCCCUGGUUCACCGCUUUGACACACUUACCCUAGUACCGGAUAUAAAGUCUUCUGUGCUAAUCGUUCAUGCAGACGACGAUGUUGAUAUUCCAUCUACGCAUGCCUCCACCCUAUUUGAAGCAUUUUUGGAGCCCCACCUCCCCGCACACCCCACUCCACCUCCCAACCCCUUCUCGCACGAGAAAUGGGAUAAUUUCACCUCCCAGGAAUCACAGCGUAUCCACGCGCGACAAGAAAUUGUGAAGACCAUUGAGGUGGAUGGAUUUGGAUUGUACGAGGAAAUGAACCAGGAUGGUAGGAAAGUCGCUUUGCUCAAGACUGAGAAAGGCGGUCAUGAUAUUGGACGCGUAGAGGGUGUUCAGGAUGCGAUUGGUAGGAUGUUUGGGUUUCAUUGA